This is a messenger RNA of Lichtheimia ornata, 450 nucleotides long. RefSeq lists its product as uncharacterized. Lineage: Eukaryota; Fungi; Mucoromycota; Mucoromycetes; Mucorales; Lichtheimiaceae. Bases 1 to 450 code for a protein of 149 amino acids. The record is from RefSeq and is a predicted model, not a curated record. The transcript is spliced from 2 exons.
AUGCCAAAUCGCAACGUCUUUUUUAUUCUAUUUGCCAUUCUUGCCCUUUUAUCAGUUCCAGCAUGUGCCAAUCAAGCAACAAUCCAUGACAAUCCUACUCUAUUGAAUGAAUCACCCACAAAUCCUCAGCCAUCCUUCCCUGAUUACCCUUCAGAGCCACCUCGCCUUGGAGAAAUCUAUGAUACCCUGCCACUGCUGAUGAAUUGGAAACUUGCAUACCUUUUUACCGUCAUUACGCUUUGCUUCAUGUUAACAAACUAUUUUCUUAAUGCAUGCGAAGACCAUCUGGAUAAUAAUGACAAAGUCGAUAUGGGAUACAGCAACAGCCAACAGCAUAGUGAAGAAACGAUAGGCCUGUUGGCCGAGAAUACCACCAUUGUAACGGCAACCGGGGUUUAUGGCGCCCUUACAAAAGCAAGCCACAAGAAGGAUCUGAUAACAUUACAAUAA